Lachancea nothofagi CBS 11611 is the source of this 444-nucleotide messenger RNA. Lineage: Eukaryota; Fungi; Ascomycota; Saccharomycetes; Saccharomycetales; Saccharomycetaceae. The record is from the annotation of a GenBank genome assembly.
AUGAAGCCUAUAACAACCCCGAAGAUACCGUUUAAUGCCUCUAAGGGCAAUGUCUUUUCUAAUAUAGCUAUAAACUCUCUGUUUGGACUCGGCAUAUACUUUCUUUACAAGGGACAUCAGAACAAGGACGAAGUAGUCUCAAAACAGAAAACUCGGGAGCCUCUGCCCUCGGAACACGGUCAAAUCUCUAGUUCUCCUACUCGCGUCAAAUUCUCGAAUUUGACUUCAGCGUUCGGCACUGAGCUUUCUCAUAUGACAUCGACGCUUUCCUACCAGGAACUUUCAUUUGUCACUGUUGGGUUUGGAUUCAUGUUGCAAUUGGCAAAUAUGGCGCAUGUAUCUUAUGGAAGAAAUUCACUGCUCUACAAAUUGGGAGUUUUCUCGGUAAUCCUCUAUCCUCCACUAACUUAUUACAUGUAUAACUCACAUAUUCAGAAUACCUAG